UCACUUAUGAUUUCUGUAUAGUUUACGUAAGACCUUAAGAAAUAGCUAUAACGACGAAGAUGAUCAGAGGUUUAGGUAUGAGGAUACCUUCUGGGAUCAUUAAACGAUCGACAAUCCUAUCUACAACAUGUCGUUAUCCAGGAAUAAUCUCAAUUGGAUCAAUACAUCGAUUAUCAACCAAACCAACUGAUCCAUCCCAUUCAAAACCUUCAUCAUCAUCAUCAUCAAAUCCAUUCCCUAUAGAUCCUAAACAUAUCCAACGACAAAAACAAGAAGAGAAAUUAUCCACUAUUCAAAAAUGGGCCAAAUAUUUCGAAAGUGAAGAAUUUAAACGUGGAGGAUUGACUUAUUAUUAUGUUGGAGCUGGGAUUUGUGUGAUUAUUGCAUUUUAUUAUUAUAUGAGAGAUAGAUAUUAUGAAGAUAUUCAAAUCAAACAUGUUAAAGCUAAGUAUGAACAAGAUCCAAAAUCAUUAUUGGAAUAUGAAUUCUUAAUGAUGAAACGAUUAAAUAAUGAAAAAUUAAGACCUAAGGAAGAUAAAAAGUUUAAGAUUUAUCAAAUGAUGAGAAAGGAAUUCAGACGUAAGAAUCUUUUGAAUAAGGAUGCUAUCUUUGAACCUACACCAGAAGAAUUAGAAGAAUGGUAUCAAAAGCAACCUCGUAGAUCAAUUAAGAAAGCUCCUAUUUUAGAUGAACCAAUUGAUAAGAAAGAUGAAGUGAUAGAACCAGAAGUUAAAGGUAAUGAUAAUGUCAGUAUCGUCCCUGCUGAAGAUACUACUGAAUUUUUCGAACAGAAAGCUGCUACUUAUGAUGAUGCUAUUAAAUGGGAAGAAAGAGGUGUUUUAAUGGGGAGAAGAAGACAAUGGCUCAUGAAACAGGUUCAUGGUGAUGUGUUAGAAGUGGCUUGUGGUACAGGAAGAAAUAUUCCAUAUUUAUAUCCUGAAUUAAUCAAUUCGAUUACUUUUCUUGAUUCAUCAUCAAGGAUGGUUGAACUUGCUAGUAAGAAAUUUCAAUCAUAUUUUCCUAGUUUUAAAAAAGUGGGAUUUACAGUUGGUAAAGCAGAAGAUUUAAUUAAUUUAGUUAAAGAAAAUCAAGCUAUAAAAUACGAUACAAUUAUUGAAACUUUUGGAUUAUGUGCCCAUGAAGAUCCUGUUCAAGCUCUUAAAAACAUGAAAGAAUUAUUAAAACCAGGAGGUAGAAUCAUCUUAUUGGAACAUGGUAGAAGUACAUGGGGAUUCAUUAAUAAUCAUUUAGAUUUUAGAAGUGAAAGAAGAAUGAAAACUUGGGGAUGUCGUUGGAAUUUAGAUAUUCCUGAAUUAAUUGAUGAUGCAGGUUUGGAUAUCACUUAUGAAAAGAGAGUUCAUUUGGGAACCACUUAUAUGUUGAUCUGUAAGAAACCGGAAGAUCCAAUGAAUCAAAAUGAAAAACCAUUCAUUAAUAAGCUUUUUGGUAAAGAUGUUUCUAAACCAAUAGAAAAAUAACCUUUGUAAAUAGACAGACAGAAUAUAUGUAAAUAGUUUUUUUUAUAUGGAUCAUCAUAAGUAUACACCUUCUUGAUCAGUAUUAGGAUCAUCAUCGUUUUGUAUUUCAUCAUCUUUCUUGAUAUCAACUGGGAUGCUAUUAUCGAGACUAUUUAAAUCAUUGAAGAUUUGAGCUUCUGAUUUAAUUUUGUCUUCAUAACUGAUGGUACCUCUAUUAACCAAUUCAUCAUGAAUAGCUUUAAUUCGAGAUUUUUGUUCCUUGAUAACGAUUUUAUUAUCAUCAAUGGUUUCAGUAUAUAAAGUGGAUAAAUCCUUUAAUUCCAAUUCAUUGGUAUCAUUCAAACUUAAUUGAUGUUUCAUACUAGUGGUUUCUUGAUAUAAUUCGUUAUUGGUCUGGAUUAAUUUGGUUAAUGAGUUUAUGAGUUGUUUUUUAAGUGAUUCAAGAUUAC
Scheffersomyces coipomensis is the source of this 1927-nucleotide messenger RNA. RefSeq names its product putative RNA methyltransferase. Gene Ontology annotation, molecular function: methyltransferase activity. The record is from RefSeq and is a predicted model, not a curated record. Lineage: Eukaryota; Fungi; Ascomycota; Pichiomycetes; Serinales; Debaryomycetaceae. Bases 60 to 1478 code for a protein of 472 amino acids. The transcript has a single exon.